Molecule: messenger RNA, 714 nt
Organism: Onychomys torridus (southern grasshopper mouse)
Lineage: Eukaryota; Metazoa; Chordata; Mammalia; Rodentia; Cricetidae
Gene: Samsn1
Product: SAM domain, SH3 domain and nuclear localization signals 1
Exons: 7
Coding region: 55-714 (219 amino acids)
Source: RefSeq, a predicted model, not a curated record
AGUUGUCUCUGUAACAGCAGAAACUGUCCUCGCUAGAGGUGGCUCAAAUUCAAAAUGCUGAAGAGGAAGCCAUCCAAUGCCUCAGAGAAGGAGAAACAGCAAAAACCAAAGCGCAGCAGCAGUUUUGGGAAUUUUGAUCGUUUUCGGAAUAAUUCCACAUCAAAAUCUGAUGACUCAACUGAGGUCCAUGAAGGGGAACUAACAAAUGGAAAUGAAGAACAAAAGAAAACUUCAAAUAAUGGAGCAAAUCUAGGAAAAAAAAUGAGGGCUAUUUCAUGGACAAUGAAGAAAAAAGUGGGGAAAAAAUACAUCAAAGCCCUUUCUGAGGAAAAAGAGGAGGAAAAUGGAGAGGAAGCCCUCCCAUAUCGGAACAGUGAUCCCAUGAUUGGAACACACACAGAGAAGGUCUCCCUGAAACCCAGCGACUCUAUGGAUAGCCUCUACAGUGGGCAGAGCUCUUCAAGUGGAGUAACGAGCUGUUCAGAUGGAACAAGUAACAGGGACAGUUUCCGGCUGGAUGACGACAGCCCCUACUCAGGGCCAUUCUGUGGCCGUGCCAGAGUGCACACAGACUUCACACCAAGUCCCUAUGACACCGACUCCCUCAAAAUCAAGAAAGGAGACAUCAUAGACAUUAUCUGUAAAACACCGAUGGGAAACAACAGCUGUUUGGAGCUCACACUCACGCCGUAUAUUCUUGAGCACUGCCAUUGA